Sitophilus oryzae (rice weevil) is the source of this 1594-nucleotide messenger RNA. It is a transcript of the gene mdlc, whose product is annotated as E3 ubiquitin-protein ligase RNF113A. The transcript is spliced from 6 exons. Gene Ontology annotation, biological process: snoRNA splicing. The coding region runs from base 406 to 1401 and encodes 331 amino acids. The record is from RefSeq and is a predicted model, not a curated record. Gene Ontology annotation, cellular component: U2-type spliceosomal complex. NCBI's taxonomy places the organism in Eukaryota, Metazoa, Arthropoda, Insecta, Coleoptera, Curculionidae. Gene Ontology annotation, molecular function: metal ion binding.
CUCUCAACUCUUAAACCUCAUCAACCUCAUUACUCAUCAUUAUCAAAUCAUUAUAAACAUUUAAGCGAUUAUCCACACUUAAAACGUUAAAACAAUAAUUGUAGAAUAUAUUAAUAUCAAAUAUACAUCAAUAACACAGAUUAUAUAUAAUAAUCUGUGUUAAUAACUUCAAUAUUUGGGAUAUCACGGAUGUAUUGUCUAUAUCGAGGCUUGUGUAAUUGAAAAUUGUAUUAUUGUAUUUAAAUUGAACUCUCAAUUCGUACACAAGUGAUAAAUCUAUUUUAACUUAAUUCGUUCUCCAAAACAUGUCCUAAAGGAAAUCGUAGAUAAAUUAGAUAAAAAUAUUUCAAUUUGUCUGUUAUGAAAUAGUCAUGAAUAUAUAAGAAGUAAUACAAAUUCAUCAUUAUGUCUGAAACGGAGAAAACUGUCGAUGGUUCAGGCUGCAGUUUUAUAUUUAAGAAAAGAACUGUAAAAGCCAAGGGAGUUAGGCAGCGUCAACAAUCUAACUCGGGUGAAGAAAAACCAAGUAGUGAAGUUGAUGAAAAACCUGCGGUAGUACGUUCUAAUAAGAGAAAAUUCAAGGUAAACCCUAAUAUUCAGCAAUCAACUAGGUUAGAAAAGAAACUCAAAGCUGAAGCUAAUGAAACUGAUUCUGGGUCAGAUAGUGACAGUGUUUUAAUCAGUUACAAGUCAAAUAAGUCAGCAAUGCCACGAGGACCUCAAGAUCAAGGUGCCACUGCUACAUUGGAAAUUGAAACAGAGAAAGAUCGAGAUGCUCAAGCAAUUUUUGAGAGACGUUUGGAACUAAAUAAAGUACUUGAAGGCAAACAGGAUGACAAAAUAUAUAGAGGAGUGAAUAAUUAUGCUCAGUAUUACAAACCAAAAGAUACAGCAGCUGGAAAUGCUAGCUCAGGUAUGGUAAGAAAAGGUCCUAUUAGAGCACCAAGUAACCUCAGGGCUACAGUACGUUGGGAUUAUCAACCAGAUAUUUGUAAAGAUUAUAAAGAAACUGGAUUUUGUGGGUUUGGAGAUAGUUGUAAAUUUCUCCAUGACCGUAGUGACUAUAAACAUGGUUGGCAGCUUGAAAGAGAAUGGGAAGAAGGCAAAUAUGGUGCUGAUAGUGAUGAUGAUAAAAAAUAUGAGAUAGAUUCAGAUGAAGAACAGUUGCCUUUUAAAUGUGUUAUUUGUAGGGAAAGUUUUGUUAAUCCAGUAGUAACCAAAUGUAAGCAUUAUUUUUGUGAAAAAUGUGUUGUGAAAAGACACAGGAAAACCAACCGUUGCUUUGUAUGUAAUGCCCAAGUAACCAUAUUCAAUCCGGCAAGAAAUAUUUUAGAAAGGCUGAAACAAAGUGAAGAACAAGAAAAAAAGAAGAAGAAUGAAGACAGUAGUGAUUCAGAUUGAUUUCGUAUUUUAUUUCCAAUCAUUUAACCCUCUUAAUAAUAAUUUUUACUGUAUAUGUAUGUAAAAAAAUAAGUUGCAAAAUCUUUAUUUUUUGUGCUAACUAAAAUUUAUUUAACAUUAUAAAUAAUAAAAACAUUGUUACAUAUUUUUCAUUUAAAAAAAAAAGUUAAUAUAAAGAUGAUACAAUAUAAAA